CAUUUUGUGUUUAUCCAACGCUCCAGUUCAUUCUCAAUACAGACAGAUUCACAAAUCCCACCACCCAGCUCUCGGCAACACGCCAAAACGUCGACGAGCACCCACGCCAUGCGCCUUCAUGCUCUGACACGUUGCUUGUUCUCGGCCUUGAUGUUCUUGGCCGCUUCCACGAGUUUUCUCCCUCCUCGCAGAUCUCUCGUUGAUGAAAUCCACUCCCAAAUGGAUAAAACAGAGGAUUUAUCAAGGAAGAGAAUCAAAUCUGAAGAGAAUGCGAGUGAGGAUUCAGUACUCAAUGUUGAAUUAUUGUGCUUAGAUGCUCAUUUUUUCAAUAAAACCGAGAUGCUGGAUAUGGCAGAGGGAGCAAAAAAGUUUAAUGUGCCUAUGUUUAGGGUGAACCGUAGGCUUGUCGCAUCGGCUGAUGGGGGGUUGAGUAAUCCAUCAGUUUUAGUAUUCAAUUCAUCAUGGAGCAACUUUGAGAAGUCUCAUGAAAAUGAGAAAUUUAAGUAUCCUUCUCUUCAAGAUGUAAAGAGGCCAAUAAAAGAAGAUGAUAUAGCCUACAUGACUGUACUUGAACUGGCAGCAUUGAUUAAGACAAAGCAAAUCACGUCUCUUGAGCUUAUGGAUAUUUUUCUUAGAAGAUUGAAGAAGUACAAUGAUAUCCUUGAAGCUGUGAUCACUUUUACCGAAGAUUUGGCUUAUAGUCAGGCAAAGGAAGCUGAUGAGUUGAUUAAAAAAGGAGUAUAUUUAGGCCCUCUUCAUGGAAUUCCUUACGGACUGAAAGAUAUUAUUGCGGUGCCACAUUAUAAGACUACUUGGGGUUCAAAGACAUUCAAAGAUCAAUAUCUCAACAUUGAAGCCUGGGUUUAUAAAAGGCUAAAGUCUUCGGGAGCUGUUCUACUAGCUAAGCUUGUCUCAGGAUCACUGGCCUAUGAUGAUAUUUGGUUUGGAGGAAGGACUAGAAACCCUUGGAACAUUAAGGAAUUUUCUACUGGUUCAUCAGCGGGACCUGCUGCCAGUACCUCUGCAGGUCUAGUUCCAUUUGCAAUUGGCUCAGAAACAGCUGGUUCCAUGACUUACCCUGCUGCUCGUUGCGGCAUAACUUGCUUGCGUCCUACUUUUGGGACUGUUGGCCGGAGUGGUGUCAUGAGUAUAUCUGAGAGUCUGGAUAAGCUUGGCCCUUUCUGUAGAAGUGCUGUGGACUGCGCAAUUGUUAUUGAUGCUGUAAGGGGUAAGGACCCAGAUGAUCUCUCGUCCAGAGUCAUCUUUAUCAAGGACCCAUUUUCAAUUGAUGUCAGCAAACUUACUGUUGGGUACCUCGAAGAUGCGGAAAUGGAGGUUGUUGAUGUUCUUAAAUCCAAGGGUGUUAAAGUUGUUCCUUUCAAGCUGAAUUACACAGUAGAAUCAGUUCAGGCUAUCCUCAAUUUUACUAUGGACGUCGAUAUGCUAGCUCACUUUGACCAUUGGCAACGAUCUGGAGAAGACAGGCAGUAUGAAGCUCAAGAUCAGUGGCCAGAGGAACUCCGUCGUGCCAGACUGAUACCAGCAGUAGACUAUUUACAGGCACAAAGGGCACGAGGAAAAUUAAUCCGAGAAAUCCGUGAGAGCUUCACAGUGGAUGCAUUUAUUGGCAAUGCAACUGACUGGGAAUUGGUUUGCCUUGGAAAUCUUGUUGGCAUGCCCAUUGUAGUUGUUCCAACAGGCUUCAAAAGCAUUGAAGACCCACCGAAGGGUGGUACUCGAAGAAGAACCACUGUCACAACUGGCAUAUAUGCGCCUCCGGACCAUGACCACAUUGCUUUAGCGUUGGCAAUGACAUACCAAUCUGUGACCAAUCAUCACAGGCAGCGUCCACCUAUAGAUGAUCUUGGACCAAAUGAUAAGGUUUCAAUUCCCAGCAAAACUACUUAAAACUCUCUUCUUUACAGACAAGAUUCAGUGCUGGAUUGUGGAUUCCAGGUUGCAGCAGCAGCCAAACAUGGCAUCUGUCCCAGUGGCGCCAAGAUGGCUGAAAGGGAAGGUGAAAGCCGUUCCUUCAGGGGAUAACUUAGUGAUAAUGAGGGUGUCAAAAUCAGAGUUCCUGCCUGAAAAAAACACUAACUGUAUCUUAUUUAGUUGCUCCUAGACUGGUAAAUUUAUCUUUGAAGAAGCAGUCGUUCAGAAGAUCUGUUUGCAUUUAUUUGCAAUGAAUUAUAACUGGCAUCAUUGUGACUUGCACUAUGUAUCAAUCAAAGUGAGGGAGAAAAUCUCUUUGCAUGCACGGGUGAAGUUCUCAACCUCAAAGAAGAAACAAAAUCAAUAGAUGUUGUGUUUGUGGGUUUCUUCUGCAGCAGAGACAUAUGCGUUGUGUUAUUUGUUUAAUUUAUCUUUUAUUUUUUUUAUGUGACUUAUAGGACUUUGAGACUUCUGGCUGUUAUUAACUCUUUUUUGGCA
Messenger RNA from Dioscorea cayenensis subsp. rotundata (Guinea yam), 2430 nucleotides. Its product is annotated as glutamyl-tRNA(Gln) amidotransferase subunit A. The transcript has 14 exons. The record is from RefSeq and is a predicted model, not a curated record. Gene Ontology annotation, molecular function: catalytic activity. Lineage: Eukaryota; Viridiplantae; Streptophyta; Magnoliopsida; Dioscoreales; Dioscoreaceae. Bases 109 to 1908 code for a protein of 599 amino acids.